Molecule: messenger RNA, 3182 nt
Organism: Esox lucius (northern pike)
Lineage: Eukaryota; Metazoa; Chordata; Actinopteri; Esociformes; Esocidae
Gene: agfg2
Product: ArfGAP with FG repeats 2
Exons: 14
Coding region: 564-2066 (500 amino acids)
Molecular function (GO): GTPase activator activity
Source: RefSeq, a predicted model, not a curated record
UUAUACCAUUUCAUAAUCAUAGCCAUUUUGUUUGAAUUGUCUAUUGUGUGUGCGUAUUUGCUCGGGUUAUUUUAUUCACCACUGCUGUAAGUGAUCCUCAGCCCUUGCCCUAGUCAGCAAUCUAUGUUCCACAAAUCUGUCAUCAUUCCAAAGACACGCGUCUUCGUGGAACGACAGACGCGAGCGCGGUAAUAUGCCGAUGGGGGUGUGUGCGUAUGGCGAGCGGAGCAGUAGAGUUAUUUAGCGAGACUGAUUUCUUUCUUCGCUGAAGGGAAUACCGCAGCAAUUAAUACACGAAUUACGGCGUAGUGAAACUAUUUGACAGCUUGACGAGGUCUACUCUCUAACUUCUGCUAAAGACAAGGAAUCGCUUGACGCAUGCAUGCAUGUAAUAUCUGUCUCAAAUCGCAGCAACGAGAGCCGCAUAGGCUAUUUUAUAAUGCGAGCGUGACAACAUUGCAAACGGAGGCAGAAAUAAGGGAGAAUAGCGGAGGGCCAGUCCUAGCGGUUCACCACUAUACGAGCCAGACCAAAGGCGGGGGAGAGCGGGCCGAAACAGCAGUAUGUCGAACCGAAAACAUCGGGACAACCAAGAGAUGUGCGCUCGUAAGGUCCGGGAGCUUGCCCAGGCUGGAGUAAACAAACACUGCUUCGAGUGCAGUCAACCCGGGGUGACUUAUAUCGAUAUCACGGUCGGCUGCUUCGUGUGCACGUCGUGCUCUGGAAUGCUGAGAGGACUUAACCCUCCCCACAGAGUCAAGUCUAUAUCCAUGACAACCUUCUCCCAACAGGAAGUGGAGUUUCUGCAAAACCAUGGCAAUGAGGUGGGGAGGAGGACCUGGCUGUGUGCCUUUGAUCCAAAGACCGACGGGUGCUUCGACAAGAGGGACUCCCAGAAACUGAAAGAGUUCCUCCAGGACAAAUACGAGAAGAAGAAAUGGCAUUUUUCGAAAAACAAGAACCGGAAGGGCUUGGAGGGACCCUGGAGUCCCCAGGGAAUUCAGACCUUACCCCCGUCCCACGGCCCAAUGGCUGCCCAGCCGCCCCCCCAGUCCAUGACCUCAUCAGCCAGAACGACACGCGCACUGCCCCAGUCUCAGCUCUCAUCCUGGGGGGACAGAGUCCCAACCAUCUCGCCUGCGGACAUGAGGGCUGACGUUUUCACUGCUCGUGCUCCCUCCCGCUCCCAGAGCUUCAGAGACGCCCCUAUGAAAGACUCUCUGAUGAGUGGUAUAGAACGACAACGUCCAGGCUCUCUGUCUUCGACACUGGGACCCCAAAGCCACGCUCCCCCCUUCCCAGCCCUGCCGAGGCCCUCAGCCAGUAGCACUUUCAAAAACAACUACAUUUUAGGUCGUUCUGUGCUCUCUUCUGGGGGCUGUGGCUCUUUCAGGGCCUUCCCUAAGUCUCUGAGUGUGGACUUCGGAGGGCUCAGCCAACAGCACAGUCAAAGUGCCCUCAGCAUCGCCCCCCCCACCCCGGCCACAGCCCCCGGCCCCAACAUGCAGACACAACACCAGGACCGAUACGCUGCCCUCUCCCAACUAGACAGUGUCUUUUCUGACACGUCUCCUGGAAACGUGACUGGACCGGGGACUGGAACCGUGACUGGACCUGGGUCUAGAGCUACAGCACCCCCUGAUGGACUGCCCCAGUAUAGCACCCUAUUUGGGAAUCGCCUGUCAGCCAGUUCCACUCCUGCCAGCUCUCCCGGUGUGGAUAUUGGGUCUGGAACGCAAACAUUUGCAAAUUUUCCCAACCCAUUCAGCACCAGUUCCAGCUGUCAGCAGCAGCAGCCAGCCCUGUCCCCCAGUAACCCCUUCAACAGCAGCACCUCGGGAGAUGACUGCAGUGGGUUCAUCAACUCUUCAGCCCCCAACACCUUCCCAGCUCCCGCCACCCAGAACGCAUUUCCACACAAGCAGACCAACAACCAGGAAGCCAACGGUUUUGCCCCUUUCCCGGCACCAAACUCUCAACCCAAAGUUCCCCGACCGAUGUCAGUGAACCCCUUCACAGGGAAUGUUUACCCGAGUAGAGGAACGUCGCGAAACCCUUUCAUCUGACGCCGUCACCUCUGGCUACCCUCACUCCCCCGGCACAUGAAGGGGGGGUGGACUAAACGGGGAGUGAACUUGAGGAGUUGCUGCCAUUUCAAUGCUUCUAGAGGACUUUCACCUUUCAGAGAAAGAGAGAGAGACACUUUAAUGUAGGCCCCUCUCCCCUCUGUGUGUGUGUGCAUGUGAAGUCUGUCCAGUAAUGUUUAUCUGUGGAAAGAGUGUGUGUGUGUGUGUGUGUGUGUGUGUGUGUGUGUGUGCCACAUGCCAUAUCAAAGAUGUUUGUGUGACAGUAGAAGCCACCUCAGGGCUCUGUGGGUCUCAUCCCCAAGAGGCACACACACAUGCAUUGCUCUUCCAGCCAUGCCCCGCUUCUUUGCAGCAACAUCCAGAGUCAUAACACACCAAAUCAAUACACUGCUUUUUAGAGCAUUAGGGCAUCCAGAAGUUUCCAAAAAGUAGCCAGUCAUUUAGACAGUCAGUCAGUAGGUGAAUCAGACGGACAAUCAGUCAGUCAGUAGGUCAGUGUGUUCCAAGUUACAGAAUAGAGAUUACCCUCUUCAGGGCUUAUAGAGCAGAGCAAAAUGACAAGCGCAAAAAAAAUAAUAAUAAGCUAUGAUUUUUUUUUUUCUCAAUGAGGGUUAUGCCAGCCUUAACACAACAUCCUCCUGACGCAUGUAAAUGGGAGAGUGCUACAGAGAACCCCCGUCUGUCCUUCAUGUGUGCCGUGUGUGGAUGUGGAACACAUUCUGUUAGUUGUCAUUGUCCGUAACUCAUUUGUGUUUUGGUCUCAGGCUGCAUGUGCUUGGAGGGCUUCGAGAGGAGAAGCUACUGAAUGUAAAAGAUAUUUUAAAAACAAUAACUGUGUACAUCUCUCCAUGUAUGGACCAAAUGUUUCUGUUGUUUUUUGGUGACAACAUGGGGGUGAAAUACAGUAUGGUCCAAAAGUCUUAGGCAUCUGAAAUUCAAACUAAAGUCAUUCAUUUGGAUAGUAAGUGUUCAUUUAUGAAAAGAAAAUAUAUAUAUAGGUUACGUUCAAAUAGGUCAGCCAGAACAUUGCCCAAAGAAUUACACUGUCUCCGCUGGCUUGCCUCCUUCCCAUAGUGCAUCUUGGUGCCAUGUGUU